Messenger RNA from Miscanthus lutarioriparius, 909 nucleotides. NCBI's taxonomy places the organism in Eukaryota, Viridiplantae, Streptophyta, Magnoliopsida, Poales, Poaceae. The record is from the annotation of a GenBank genome assembly.
AUGGACACCGCGGUGGAGCUGGAGCAGAAGCCGGCGGUGGGGUACUGGAGCGUGAUGGGCGCGCGCCCCUGCGACGCGUGCGCCGCGGAGCCGGCGCGGCUGCACUGCCGCGAGGACGGCGCGUUCCUGUGCCCCGGCUGCGACGCCCGGGCGCACGGCGCCGGGUCGCGCCACGCGCGCGUCUGGCUGUGCGAGGUCUGCGAGCACGCCCCCGCCGCCGUCACCUGCCGCGCCGACGCCGCCGCACUCUGCUCCGCCUGCGACGCUGACAUCCACUCGGCCAACCCGCUCGCGCGCCGCCACGAGCGCCUCCCCGUCACGCCCUUCUUCGGCGCGCUCGCCGACGCGCCGCAGCCCUUCCCGUCCCCGGCCUUCGCCGCCGCGGCCGCAGCGGGGGCCAAGGCUCAGGGGGAAGCCGCGGCGGCGGAUGACGACGACGGGAGCAACGAGGCCGAGGCGGCGUCGUGGCUGCUCGCCGAGCCUGACAACAGCCACGAGGACAGCGCCGCCGCCACCGCCGCAGACACGUUGUUCGCGGAAUCGGACGCCUACCUCGGCGUCGACCUGGACUUCGCCCGGUGCAUGGACGGCGUCAAGGCCAUCGGCGUGCCGGUCGCGCCGCCCGAGUUGGACAUCGCUGCCGGCAGCUUUUUCUACCCCGAACACUCCAUGAAUCACAGUUUGUCGUCCUCGGAGGUGGCGGUGGUGCCGGACGCGCAGGCGGCCGGCGUGCCGGCGGUGGUGAGCAGGGGGAAGGAGCGGGAGGCGCGGCUUGAUGCGGGCCGCUUCGCCAAGCGCUGCUCCUCGGAGGCCGAGGACGACGCGCUGGAGCACGACGAAGGGGCGUGCUUCUCGCCCGCGGGGUCGGCGCACGCGGCGUCGGACGGCGUCGUCCCGUCCUUCUGUUGA